AUGUAAUACUAAUAAUAUAGCAUGGCUGAAACAAUUCGGCAUAGAGAUUCGGUAUUUAAUGAUGGUCAAAGUCUUUGGUGUUAUAAUUUGUAGAAUCUAUUUAAGUAAAAAAACUAAAGAACUUUUUUUGUAAAAACAUUAAAUAAAUCAAAAACCAAAAACUUAUCAUUAGGGGAUUCUCAUAUAUAGUAUUCAUAGCAUGUAUUAAUUCAAUGAAAUAUUAGAAAUACAUAAGUCUAGUCAAUUCCUUUCUAAAAAUAUUAUUUAAACAUAAUGAAGUAGUUGGAUUUGUUUUGGAAAAGAAUGAUCACACAAUUGAAAUCUAUGGAGAUACUUAAGAAUGGAUAGAUUAAUUUAAAAAUUUAACCAUAUAAUUAGAUUUCACAUCUACUUAUAAAAUUGUUAAGAAAAUUGGACAAGGAAUAGCAGCAUAAGUAUAUUAAGCUACUAAUAAAACAAAUAAACUAAAUUUUGCUGCCAAGAUAUUUGAAAAAAAGAGAAUUUUAUUGGAAGAAACAGAAAUUAUAGCUAUUAAUAAAGAAUUGUAGUAUUUAAGAUUAUUAUAACAUCCAAAUAUAAUUAGACUUUAUGAAGUAUUUGAAAACAAACAACAUAUCAUUUUUAUAACAGAUUUAUAUUAAGGAGGGGAACUUCAUCAUUCUUUGAGUAGAUAUGGUUUAGAAGAAAAUCAAGUAGCUGAAGUAAUAAAACCAAUCAUAACAGCAAUUAGUUUUAUGCAUUCUAAAGGUAUUUUUCAUAGAGAUUUAAAACCAUAAAAUAUUAUGUUAAAAGAAAUAGAUGCAUUUGAUACUAUCUCUUUAAUUGAUUUAGGAUUGGCAGACAAAUUUACUAAAGAAGGAAAGUACUUAUAUAAUAGAUGUGGAACACCUGGAUAUGUUGCACCUGAAGUUUUAUAAGACAAAAAAUAUGAUCUUAAAGUAGAUGUAUAUAGUAUUGGAAUUAUUACAUAUCUUGCAUUAACAGGAAAGGAACCAUUUGCUUCAAAUAAUUAUGAAGAAUUAGUAUAAAAAAAUUAUGAUGGCAGAAUUAGUUUAAUCAAUUUAAAUGUUUCUGAAAAUUGCAUUGAUUUUUUGAAGAGAACUCUUUGCAAGGAUAAUAAAUUGAGAUUAUCAUCUGCAGAAGCAUUGGAACAUCCUUUUAUUACUUUUGGAAAAGGAAAUCACAUAUUUUAAACUACUAAAGGAGCCACAACUUAAAGAAUGAGUAUGACUUCUUUGAGAUGCAGUACAGAUGCUUCAUCUGAAAAUGGAUCUAUUCCAAAAACUUUUAGAGGCAAAAUAUAAUAAUAUAUGAAUACUUUCUAAACUCUUAAAUCUGAUAUAAAUUAAGAAGUCAAAAAAGAGAAGGAAGAAAAUCUGAAAAAGAGAAAAGAAUUUUUUAUAAGAAAAUCACAAUUACUCAAGAUCAAAUAAAUUAACAAUAAGCCUAAUUUUGAAUGA
Molecule: messenger RNA, 1460 nt
Organism: Paramecium primaurelia
Lineage: Eukaryota; Ciliophora; Oligohymenophorea; Peniculida; Parameciidae
Source: the annotation of a GenBank genome assembly